Harpia harpyja (harpy eagle) is the source of this 1413-nucleotide messenger RNA. RefSeq names its product interleukin-1 receptor antagonist protein-like. NCBI's taxonomy places the organism in Eukaryota, Metazoa, Chordata, Aves, Accipitriformes, Accipitridae. Gene Ontology annotation, biological process: cellular response to lipopolysaccharide; cytokine-mediated signaling pathway; inflammatory response to antigenic stimulus. The coding region runs from base 134 to 1132 and encodes 332 amino acids. The record is from RefSeq and is a predicted model, not a curated record. The transcript has 4 exons. Gene Ontology annotation, molecular function: cytokine activity; interleukin-1 receptor binding.
AAAACCCGCUGCGCCGACACCAGGCUCAGAGAACGCCCAAGCGAGGCUACAGGCAGGAGCAGGCAGCCAAGUGCUGUGGCACUCGACAGGUACUGACAGGUCUCUGCCCACGUUUUUGCAGUCAGCGGCGUAGAUGGCGUUCGUCCCCGAUUUGGACACGCUGGAGAGCAGCAGCCUGAAUGAGGAGACGUUUUAUGGCCCCGACUGCCUCUGCCCGCAGAAGGUAACACCGGGUUGGCGGGAACAGCGAGACACCCAUGAUGGGGAAGCCGGGCUCUCACCCCACAUCUCCUUUCCUCCCCAGAAACCCCGCCUGGACUCAGAGAUGACAUCACCCGGGGUGGACAUCCAGGUCACAGUGACCAAGGGACACCCUGCCAGGACCUUUCGCCAGGCUGCCGUCCUCGUGGUGGCCGUGACCAAGCUCCAGAAGCGGCCGGUGCACAAGGACUUCGCCGACAGUGACCUUGGGGGCUUCCUGGAGGAUAUUUUCGGUAUGGGGGGGUGGUGUUGGGGGUGUCACUCCAGCUGGGGGAUGCUCUUGGGGGAUGUUCUUGGACCAGGGACCAUCAGCAUCUCCCUGACCGUCUCCCUCCCCGCAGAGCCCAUCUCCUUCCAGCAGAUCGAGGACACCUAUGCCAGGGCACCCGUCUAUCGCUACACCCGCUCCCAGUCCUUCGACAUCCUCGACAUCGACCACAAGUGCUUCGUGCUGGAGUCGCCCACCCAGCUGGUGGCCCUGCACCUGCAGGGACCCUCUGCCAGGUGGAAAGUGAAGCUCAACAUCGCUCUGUACCGUCCCCGGUCAUCGCAAGGUGGCCCGGGGACUGGGCGGAUGCCGGUGGCCUUGGGCAUCAAGGGUUACCAACUCUACAUGUCGUGUGUGAUGAGCGGCACUGAGCCUGUGCUGCAGCUGGAGGAAGCUGACAUCAGGAAGGACAUUGAGAGCGUGGAGCUGACCCGCUUCAUCUUCUUCCGCCUGGACAGCCCGGGCGAGGGGACCACCCGCUUCGAGUCGGCCGCCUUCCCCGGCUGGUUCAUCUGCACCUCCCUGCAGCCCCGCCAGCCUGUCGGCAUCACCAACCAGCCCGACCAGGUCAACAUUGCCACCUACAAGCUGAGCGGGCGCUGAGGAGCCCCUGCACCCAAUGCAACCCAACCGGCAGUUGCCGGUUUUCAGGCUGUAUGUACCAAGUACAAACCCCCCAGCUGGGACCCCCGUGCUCCCCAUCUAUUUCAGGUGAAAUAGCAGCUCUGGGCCCCGUGGGCCUGAGUCACCCCAAUUUGUGCUUAUUUAUUGUGUCCACCCCUUGCUUUUAAUUUAUAUACAUUUUAUUGGAAAUACCGUGGUUUUGUUAUCAGGAACGGGGGUAUUUGUUGGUGAUGGAAGUGGAAAUAAAAGGUUUCCCAGGA